Messenger RNA from Mycena citricolor, 711 nucleotides. NCBI's taxonomy places the organism in Eukaryota, Fungi, Basidiomycota, Agaricomycetes, Agaricales, Mycenaceae. The record is from the annotation of a GenBank genome assembly.
AUGUCGGGACACCACCGCAUCACUCUCACCACCAACCCCCCCUAUUUCGAUGGGGACAAAACCAAGUACAUGGGCUUCGUGGACUCAUGCACCACCUACAUUGGUGCAUACUGGUCGGAAUUCUCGCAGGAUGAGACAAAAAUCCUGUUCAUCCUCUCCUACCUCCGCAAUGAGGCUGGCACAAGCUGCGCUGCCUCGAGAUGGGCGAUGAAUUGGAAGCAGCGUAACUUCGAGAGCCUUAGCGGGAUAAAAGCUGGGGUCACCUCGGCAACCUUCUUGGAGGAGCUUCAGAGGGCCUUCGGGGAUUCCAACGCGGAGCAAGUUGCCGCCGCUCGACUCAUGGCCCUGCGCCAGAACAAACGAUCCUUUGCGGAUUAUAUCUCCGACUUCGAGAUGCUGGCCUCGGACGCGGGGUACAAUGUGGUCACCACCACCGACGACAAGGGCGAGUACAAGAAGAGGGAUCAAGACAACAUCCUCAUUGAGUUCCUCGAGCGUGGACUCAGUAGCAAGAUCGCCAGUCGCCUCUACAACACCAGUGUCCCUCUCCCCAAAGUGUAUGGAGCCUUCAAGGACUGGUGUGUCAACAUCAAGGCAAAUGCUCUGCGCGAUCAGCUGCGCAAAGCAUCGUAUGGGCACCCCACGCAACGACCACCUCCCCAGUUCCGCCCUCAGGCUGCCCCAACAACGCCUGCACCUGCUCCGGCCUGA